UGUAGUGCAGUCAGCUGGAGAGGAUUGUUCAGACUUGUAUCCUUUAUCUAAGGACACGAAGAGAAAAAGCCUUUUGAGAAAACAUUCAUACAUUAAUUUUUAAAAUAAGUCAUUAAGAAGUGGAUAUGAUGGAGCUCAUCAUCAAAGUCCUGAGUGGAGAAACGUGGUCCGUGCACGUGAACCCGAGUGAUACCAUUGGUGAACUCAAGCAACAGAUCGCCCCGCUCUUUAAUGCAACACCUUCACAGCUGAGGCUUUCCAUCUCCAAUGGACAAAACCUGCAGCUCGACUGUGAUCAGAAGACGGUGAGAGAUUACGGCCUGAGCUCAGGAUCCACCGUGAUGCUGCUGAUCUCCGCGACACCUCCGCCGUUUCAGGUGUUCGUGAAGAACGAGAAAGGGCAGACGAGAACAUAUGAAAUCACUAAUGAUGAAACCGUUGAUCAGUUGAUGAGAAAGAUAUAUGAAAGAGAAAGAACACCAAUCGACCAGCAGCGACUGAUCUACAGUGGUCAACAGCUAGAGUCUGGAAAGAGGCUGCAGGAUUACAACAUUGUUACUGGAAGCACUAUUUACAUGACCCUCCGUCUGCGUGGAGGCUGAUGCGACAGAAACACAUGGAGAUUAUUUUAGACUUAUAUAUAUACUUUAACAUUUAAUACUUUUGGAAUAAUUUAUUAGCACAAGUAGCUUAAAUAAGUUAAUAUUUAAACAUAUAAUGUAAUAUCACAUAAAAAAUAUUACAAUUAUUUAUUUAUUUAUUUAAUUGAAAAACUGUUAUGAUUUACUUUGUGAUGGUUCAUAAAAAUAUUAAAUUAUACUUCUUUUAAUAAAUAAUUAUACAAUAACUGAA
This is a messenger RNA of Clarias gariepinus (North African catfish), 852 nucleotides long. RefSeq lists its product as uncharacterized. Gene Ontology annotation, molecular function: protein tag activity; ubiquitin protein ligase binding. Gene Ontology annotation, biological process: modification-dependent protein catabolic process; protein ubiquitination. The transcript is spliced from 2 exons. Bases 126 to 602 code for a protein of 158 amino acids. Lineage: Eukaryota; Metazoa; Chordata; Actinopteri; Siluriformes; Clariidae. The record is from RefSeq and is a predicted model, not a curated record. Gene Ontology annotation, cellular component: cytoplasm; nucleus.